AUGUUGGAUACUAAUUUUGUGUUGGGGAAUGCCCAGAUAGUGGACUGGCCUAUCGUGUAUAGCAAUGACGGAUUUUGCAAGCUGUCUGGCUACCACAGGGCGGAAGUGAUGCAAAAAAGCAGCACCUGCAGUUUUAUGUACGGGGAGCUGACUGAUAAAGACACAAUUGAAAAGGUCCGGCAAACCUUUGAGAACUAUGAAAUGAAUUCCUUUGAAAUUUUGAUGUACAAGAAAAACAGGACACCUGUGUGGUUCUUUGUGAAAAUCGCUCCAAUUCGAAAUGAACAGGAUAAAGUGGUUUUAUUUCUUUGCACUUUCAGUGACAUAACAGCUUUCAAGCAGCCAAUCGAGGAUGAUUCAUGUAAAGGUUGGGGGAAGUUUGCUCGGCUGACCAGAGCACUCACGAGCAGCAGGGGUGUCCUGCAGCAGCUGGCCCCCAGUGUGCAGAAAGGCGAGAACGUCCACAAGCACUCACGCCUGGCAGAGGUCCUGCAGCUGGGCUCUGACAUCCUUCCCCAAUACAAGCAAGAGGCACCAAAGACUCCUCCUCACAUCAUCUUACAUUACUGUGUUUUUAAGACCACAUGGGAUUGGAUCAUCUUAAUCUUAACCUUCUACACAGCCAUCUUGGUCCCUUACAAUGUUUCCUUUAAAACGAGGCAGAACAACGUGGCCUGGCUGGUGGUGGACAGCAUUGUAGAUGUCAUCUUCUUAGUGGACAUUGUGCUGAAUUUUCAUACCACCUUUGUUGGACCAGCUGGGGAGGUGAUUUCUGACCCCAAACUCAUCCGCAUGAACUACUUGAAGACGUGGUUUGUGAUUGACCUUCUGUCCUGUUUGCCAUAUGAUGUCAUCAACGCUUUUGAGAACGUGGAUGAGGGCAUCAGCAGCCUGUUCAGCUCUCUCAAAGUCGUCCGGCUGCUCCGCCUGGGCCGGGUGGCCCGUAAGCUGGACCACUAUAUUGAAUACGGAGCUGCUGUGCUGGUGCUGCUGGUGUGUGUGUUCGGGCUGGCUGCUCACUGGAUGGCCUGCAUCUGGUACAGCAUCGGGGACUAUGAGAUCUUUGACGAGGACACCAAGACAAUCCGCAACAACAGCUGGCUUUACCAACUGGCCAUGGACAUUGGCACGCCAUACCAGUUUAAUGGGUCUGGCUCUGGGAAGUGGGAAGGUGGGCCCAGCAAGAAUUCCGUCUACAUCUCCUCCUUGUAUUUCACCAUGACCAGCCUCACCAGCGUGGGCUUUGGAAACAUAGCCCCAUCCACAGACAUUGAGAAGAUCUUUGCGGUGGCCAUCAUGAUGAUUGGAUCACUUCUCUAUGCCACCAUCUUUGGGAACGUGACAACCAUUUUCCAGCAGAUGUAUGCCAACACCAACAGGUACCAUGAGAUGCUCAACAGUGUUCGGGAUUUCCUGAAGCUCUACCAAGUGCCAAAGGGCUUGAGUGAGCGAGUCAUGGAUUACAUCGUGUCCACCUGGUCCAUGUCCAGAGGCAUUGAUACAGAGAAGGUCCUGCAGAUCUGUCCGAAAGACAUGCGAGCUGACAUCUGCGUGCACCUGAACCGCAAGGUGUUCAAGGAGCAUCCAGCCUUCCGGCUGGCCAGCGACGGCUGCCUGCGGGCCCUGGCCAUGGAGUUCCAGACUGUACACUGCGCCCCGGGGGACCUCAUCUACCACGCAGGCGAGAGCGUGGACAGCCUCUGCUUUGUGGUCUCCGGCUCCCUGGAGGUCAUCCAGGACGACGAGGUGGUGGCCAUCCUAGGGAAAGGAGAUGUGUUUGGAGAUGUGUUUUGGAAGGAAGCCACUCUUGCCCAGUCCUGUGCCAACGUUAGGGCCUUGACCUACUGUGACCUGCAUGUCAUCAAACGGGACGCCCUGCAGAAAGUCCUGGAAUUCUACACGGCCUUCUCCCACUCCUUCUCCCGGAACCUCAUUCUCACCUACAACUUGAGGAAGAGGAUCGUGUUCCGGAAGAUCAGCGACGUGAAGCGGGAGGAGGAAGAGCGGAGGAAACGCAAGAACGAGGCCCCCCUGAUCCUGCCCCCCGACCAUCCUGUGCGGCGUCUCUUCCAGCGCUUCCGACAGCAGAAGGAGGCCAGGUUAGCUGCGGAAAGAGGGGGGCGGGACCCGGAGGACCCGGAUGUGGAGAAGGGCAACGUCCUGGCAGAACAGGCCUCCGUCCAUCACAGCAUCGUGAAGGCCAGCGUCGUCACGGUCCGGGAGAGCCCCGCCACGCCCGUGGCCCUCCAGCCGGGCCCCGUCUCUGCAGCGGCACCUGAUCAUGCCAAGCUGCACGCGCCGGGCUCUGAGUGCCUGGGCCCCAAGGCGGGAGGGGGCGACUGUGCCAGGCGCAAAGGGUGGGCCCGCUUCAAAGAUUCGUGUGGCAAGGGGGAGGACUGGAACAAGGUCUCCAAGGCCGAGUCCAUGGAGACGCUCCCCGAGAGGACAAAGGUGUCAGGGGAGGCCACGCUGAAGAAGACGGACUCCUGCGACAGCGGCAUCACCAAGAGCGACUUGCGGCUGGACAACGCCGGCGAGGCCCGCAGCCCCCAGGACCGGAGCCCCAGCUUGGCCGAGGUCAAGCAUUCGUUCUACCCCAUCCCCGAGCAGACGCUGCAGGCCAUGGUGCUGGAGGUGAAGCACGAGCUGAAGGAGGACAUCCAGGCCCUGAGCACCCAGAUGACCAACGUGGAGAAGCAGCUCGCUGAGAUCCUCAGGAUCCUGGCCUCGAGGAGGUCCUCCCAGUCGCCACAGGAGCUGUUUGAACUCUCCCGACCCCAGUCCCCAGGGUCAGAGAGGGACAUGUUUGGAGCGAGCUGAGGGGCCUGUCACCCGAGGAAACCACUUCGUACAGGCAGAAGCCUACCAGUCUGCCCUAGACACCUCCACUCUCCACCACCAACUCCUUUCCAGUGGGACCACUCACUGGGCAUUCCUGCCUCCUCCUUCCGCCCACCCUCCUCUCUGGAAGAAGACACUUGCCACCCCCCAGCAAGCAACUACAGCUGAACUGUCUUGCACAAUUUUGGAGGAGGGGCAAGCUGUCCAAAGGGUUAUUUUCCUUCGUUUGUAGAAUUUUUUUUAACUACCAUGGUAUUUAUAAAAGCUCAGAGCACCUGAGGGCCUCUCAUGUACAUACCAUGCUGGGCAUCUCCGUCAAGACCCUUCUGACCUCACCAUAUAUUUUCCUACAGCAGUCAUUUGUACCAAGUCUGGGACAAGGUGGGCAUGGAGGGGCAAAGAGGAGAGAGUCCUCUCCACUUCAUGUCCCCAAUGACGGAGGCCAGAGAGCAGGUGCUGUGGGUGUCUCCCACACACCCAUCGAGCCGGGAAUCCUCAGGUGCCCUUGUGGUCCUGGGGCUCUCUGUUCAGUGCCCCCUCCCUGCCGUUGACCUCACCUACUCAUUUCUCUUCCUCCCCAGGGUUUCCGUGAAGAUCCUCAGGGUGUGGGGCAUUGGCAGGAAGGGUCAUGAGCCCAGAGUUGCUUUAUUAACAUACACACACACAAAACCUCAGAAACAAGCAGUUCGUCCAUAGCAUGGGGUCACUAGAGGAUGCAUGGAAUUCAUGCUUGGCAUUAUUAUUAACACAGCCUGUCUCUGACUGAAGUCAGUAGGGUUUCAAGAGAAGCCUAGAAAGGAUAGAGGGACCAUGGCUAGACCUCCUACAGGGGUUGGGACAGGAGAAUGAAGUGGCAGGCCCUCAUGGCAUCCCUGUGUGGGUGCCAGUGCUCUGAACUGUCCAGUAUCAAGCAAGCACCAGUUGGUGCAUGGACAGAGUUGUUUGUGACUCCACAGAUGGCAGGGCACAGUGCUGCCCAGCCCCACCAUCAGGAUCGAGGUCCAUAGGUGUGGCCACUAGGGUGUCAUCUUGCAGUGCUCCACUGGACACAAGUCUGCUAAGAUCCAUCGGGGUUUCAGUUGCUAGUUUGGGGAAAUAGUGUGUUUAUCUUAAUCUGCAAGUUCCACAGAAAGCUCAUCACCAUGGUGACCCUGCUGACAUUUCAAACAAUGGAGACAUAGCUGCCAGCAUCGCGGCAACAUGAAAGCCACCCCAGCAUGGCAAACUGACAGGUGGUGAGAGCAAGUAACUGAAAAGUCACUCGGUAUUGGAAUGAACAUUUAGACUUUAGAAAAAAUAUACGGAGAGAUGAUUGCUCUAAAGAGAUCUACACAC
Messenger RNA from Echinops telfairi (small Madagascar hedgehog), 4176 nucleotides. It is a transcript of the gene KCNH1, whose product is annotated as potassium voltage-gated channel subfamily H member 1. NCBI's taxonomy places the organism in Eukaryota, Metazoa, Chordata, Mammalia, Afrosoricida, Tenrecidae. The record is from RefSeq and is a predicted model, not a curated record. Gene Ontology annotation, biological process: regulation of membrane potential; potassium ion transmembrane transport. Gene Ontology annotation, molecular function: delayed rectifier potassium channel activity. Bases 1 to 2820 code for a protein of 939 amino acids. Gene Ontology annotation, cellular component: membrane. The transcript is spliced from 11 exons.